Candida dubliniensis CD36 is the source of this 1383-nucleotide messenger RNA. RefSeq names its product Ste50p (gene STE50). The record is from RefSeq and is a predicted model, not a curated record. Gene Ontology annotation, molecular function: protein binding. Gene Ontology annotation, biological process: signal transduction. Lineage: Eukaryota; Fungi; Ascomycota; Pichiomycetes; Serinales; Debaryomycetaceae. The transcript has a single exon. Bases 1 to 1383 code for a protein of 460 amino acids.
AUGACGUCGCCAAUUAGUAACGACUCGUUUCUACAGUGGGAUGCAGCCCAAGUAUCAACAUACAUAAACUCAAUUUUACCCCACGAACAACGACGCAUCGGUAAUGUAUUUCUAGACAAUAAUGUGGAUGGAUCGUUACUUCCCUUUAUCACAACAGAACAUUUGAAGGAAAUUGGCAUCAUUUCACUUAAAACACGCCUCGUCAUCAAGAAAGGAAUCAGUGAUCUUAUUGCGGCCCAUUAUUCCAAGUAUCCACCAAAAUCAUUUAGUGACCCUGAUUACAAGUUGAACCAUGUCAACAUUAACAAUAAUUAUACAACAGUUGAAUCUUUGAAUCUAUCUACAGUAUUAAUGCAGGAUAUGAUGAAAAAGCUAAGCUAUGAGUUGCACAAACAGAAAUCAACAUUUGUUGCUUCUUCCCCAGUUUCUCCAACACAUGAUGAAAUGAAGAAACUCAACGACAAUUUCAUCAAGCUCAAAACGGAUUUGAUACCUAUAAUAAGAUUAUUGAAAGAUUCCAAGCCAUUGCCAACGCCAACUCUAGAUCCUGGUCCAGCAGCAAGUAUGGAUUCACCUUCGUACUUUUCGUCACACCAUCAUUUGGAACAUGACAGUUUUGAAAAAGGUCUAUCUCGAUCGGGAAGCGGUAAUGCUAUGGCCAGUAACAAUAGGACACCAACAACAAUCCCUAGCCCAUCAUCUAAUAGGUUUUCUUCGGGAUCAUUAUUAUCUAUGGGAACUGGGAAAAUAAUGUCGCAAUCGGUUCCAAAAUAUCCCGAAAAUAAAGCAAAUAAUGAUUUCACCUUACAAAAACUUGGUCUACCUAGAAAUAACUCAAAUAAGAGUUUAGAAUCUCACGAUAGACAGCAAAAUGCUGCAGGUGUUAGACCAAGAUUAGUGCAAAACCCAUCGUCUAGCUCAAUGCAUACAGUCACAUCACCGAAUGGCAUACCGCCACAGUCUGCCGCGGCAGUAGCAACCGCAGCAAUAAAUGGUCACGGUAGCGGCUAUAUCCCACAAGUUUCUACUCCUCCCAACCAGUUGGGCCAUCACCACAAUCCCGGAACUGAGCCGUUGAAACAACUCAGGGCUUCAACUGACGACUCGUGUUUGAAGAUUCUACAACAAGCCAUGAAACGACACCAUAUACCUCGUGAGGACUGGUCAAGAUAUGUGUUGGUUAUAUGUUACGGUGACAAGGAGCGAAUUUUAAAAUUAGCUGAGAAGCCUGUAGUGAUAUUUAAAGAACUACAGGAAUUGGGAAAACACCCUGCUAUUAUGCUUAGACAAUUGGCAGAUUCUUCAACGGAUGAUUCGGGCCCUGAAUCUGCAAUUUAUAAUGAUGCUAGAAUAGGUACCGAAAUUCCUGGUGGGACUUUGUAG